AUGGCUCCUACCACACCCCUGAACCCUACCGACCUUUCCUCCCCGCUCCAAAAGCGCAGAACAUCCGAAUCCUACCGCCCACAGCUGCCCUCGUCCGACUUCCGCAGAAUAAAUGUCGGCGACGUUACCAACCCGCAUUACAACAGCGAUCCACCACCCAGCGGGCAUCCGCAGCCCGCCGACGCAGCAGCAGUCCUCAACGAGCUUCUGAGCCAGCUCAUCCUCCGAUCCGGCAAGCGUGUCCUUCUGGUCCGACGUUCAUCGGGCGCCUUUACCGCUACAACGGUGGCUGUCCCGGAACCCCAAGCGCGGACGCGCAAGGCAAAGGGCGCCUCGGGAGGAACCAUAGACGGCAGCGCGCCCGUCAUCCCGCCCUAA
This is a messenger RNA of Letharia lupina, 378 nucleotides long. RefSeq lists its product as uncharacterized. The record is from RefSeq and is a predicted model, not a curated record. Bases 1 to 378 code for a protein of 125 amino acids. NCBI's taxonomy places the organism in Eukaryota, Fungi, Ascomycota, Lecanoromycetes, Lecanorales, Parmeliaceae. The transcript has 2 exons.